Molecule: messenger RNA, 1134 nt
Organism: Durio zibethinus
Lineage: Eukaryota; Viridiplantae; Streptophyta; Magnoliopsida; Malvales; Malvaceae
Source: RefSeq, a predicted model, not a curated record
AUGGGAACAUGGAUAAUAUAUCUCUCAAGUUGCCAGUCUUUAUUCUUUCUAAUGAUUCUCAUCAAGUUCUUCAUCAAACUAUGGUGGACUCCAACUCGCCUACAGUCUAUUAUGAGUUCACAAGGAAUCAAGGGCCCUCCUUACAGAUUCCUGCAUAGAAGCACCAAAGAGAUCAUAAACAUGGGAAAUGGAGUCAUGAUCAGUCCCAUGGAGUUAUCGCAUCAUGUAUUUCCUAAAAUUCAGCCUCACGUUUAUUCAUGGAUGAAGCUCUAUGGGAAAAACUUCGCAGACUGGCUCGGUCCUCAUGCUUACUUAGUAGUUACUGAACUUGAGCUAGUUAAAGAAAUUCUAAGCAACAAAGCCGGAGCUUAUCCGAGGAGGCAGCUCGAAGGUUACUGGAAGAUGCUCUUAGGGGAUGGCCUUCCGACUAAGGAGGUGGGCAGGACAGGCACAAGGUUACCAGGUUUCUGCCUAAACAGGAUUAGGCCCCAUGUUAGAGUCCGGUCUCCUCCAAUACAAGCCAAGCCUAAUGUGAAUUUUUCUGACACUGAUCAAAAGGAUGAAAUUUGUGGCAAAGUUGGAGAAGAUAAAUCCAGCAAUGGAGAAAAACCUGGGUUUGUAAUUGGAAGGAAAAUCAUGAUCGUGGUUGAUUCCAGCAUUGAAGCCACGGGAGCUAUACAAUGGGCACUCUCUCACACUGUCCACUGUCAGGACACAGUUAUUCUUCUUUAUGUGACAAAGCCCUCGAAACAAGUUACAAAUGAUGUGUCCGAUAAGAGCGAAGCUCCAAGUCCAAGGGCAUGUGAACCAGUUUCCUCCCUGAAAAAUAUGUGCAAGCAGAAGAGACCGGAGGGGGUUGACGUAGCAGUGGUGCAGGGAAAAGAGAAAGGUCCAACAAUAGUUGAAGAGGCCAAAAAACAAGGAGUAGCACUUCUGGUUUUGGGACAGAAAAAAAGGUCCAUGACUAGGCGUCUCAUCAUGAUGUGGGCGGGGAACCGGGUAACUGGUGGAGUUGUCGAUUACUGUAUCCAGAAUGCUAGUUGCAUGGUAGUUGCAGCAAGAAGGAAAAGAAAAAGACUUGGAGGUUAUUUGAUCACCACUAAGCGGCACAACGAUUUCUGGCUCUUGGCUUAA